AUGGAGCCAUUGAGGUGUUCAGAUACGCAGAAGGUAAUCCUCGCCACUUUCGCGCUCGAAGGGGAAGUCGAUGAAUGGUGGGAUUCUCCGCGUAAGCUUGCUAAAGAAGAUUAUCUGUGGACUUGGGAGAGGUUCCAGACCAAGUUCAAUGAGAAAUAUUUCACAGAGUUGUUCCGUGACGAGAAGGUGUCACAGUUUUUCAAACUCGAGCAGGGGAAUAUGACGGUUGCACAAUAUGAGGCCCGCUUUGCUGAACUCUCUCGGUACGUGCUGACUAUCGUUAGUGAAGAGAGGGAUAGAUUGAGGAAAUUUAGAGAUAGAUUACGGCUGGGAAUCAGGUUGAAAUUGUAUUGGAAGGUCAUGAGACUUGCUCACGCGAUAUUAGACUAUCAUGCCCGGACGGUUACAGUAACAUUACCUAGGCAGUCACCCUUCACUAUACAAGGAAGCUGUCAAUAUGAGACCUAUGAAGGUCUACGGACUCUGAAAAAGACAGAAUCAGCAGAGAUCACCAUUGAUCAGAUACCGGUGGUUAAUGAAUUCCCGAAAGUGUUUCAAGACAUACCAGGGUUACCACCAAGGAGGGAGGUAGAUUCCACGAUUGACCUCCUACCUGUGUUAUUUGUGAAAAAGAAAGACGGAUCGCAGUGCCUUUGUAUCGACUACAGGAGAUUGAAUCAAGCUACAGUGAAGAAUAAGUACCCUCUACUGCAUAUCGAUGACUUAUUCGAUCAGCUCAAGGGUGCUAAAUAUUUCUCAAAAAUUGAUCUCAGGUUGGGGUAUCAUCAGUUGAGGGUCAGAGAAGAAGACAUCCCCAAGAUAGCAUUCUACACCAGAUAUGGACACUACAAAUUCUUGGCGAUGCCAUUCAGGCUCACUAACGUGCCUGCAGUAUUCAUGGACUUGAUGAAUCGGGUCUUUAUGCCAUACCUACACUAA
Magnolia sinica is the source of this 939-nucleotide messenger RNA. RefSeq lists its product as uncharacterized. Lineage: Eukaryota; Viridiplantae; Streptophyta; Magnoliopsida; Magnoliales; Magnoliaceae. Bases 1 to 939 code for a protein of 312 amino acids. The record is from RefSeq and is a predicted model, not a curated record. The transcript has 3 exons.